Molecule: messenger RNA, 1002 nt
Organism: Symbiodinium necroappetens
Lineage: Eukaryota; Dinophyceae; Suessiales; Symbiodiniaceae
Source: the annotation of a GenBank genome assembly
AUGCUGAGAGACUGGCGCGGUUGCCUGCUCAGUCUCUGGCUUUGGCUGGAUGCUCCAUGCUUGCAUGGAAAGCUUUCCAGGGAAACACUGGAAAUGGGCCUUACCACCGUGAAGUUCAAGCAGGACAUCAUUGACCUCUUCACCUCGAAGAAGUAUGCAACCAGAGCUGCAUUGGACAUCGGUGCUGGGAGGGGCUCAACAACUGCUGCGUUGGCUGUCAACUUUGCAGUUGUUGUGGCCAUCGAGAAGUAUUGGGACCUGGCAGAUGAAUUUGGAUGCUGUCACUUGGAGUCGAACAAGCUGCUCAGAAAGGACGGAAGUGAAAUCACCAACAUUGUGCGGCUUCACAUGGACACUCUGCUGCCGUUUGCCUUCGCAAACCUGGUUGAUCAGAAUUUUUCAGCAGUUGUCAUCGAUGCCCAGCACGAUUUCGAAAGCAUAGCACGUGAGACUUUCCAUGUCUUGCGCGACAUCCCGUGCUGUGUGGAAACCAUCGUGUAUCACGAUUAUUGUUUCGAAGACGUGUUCCAGACAAUUCUGUGGUUCGAGCUCUCUGGGCUGCUCACUUUUCAGAAGUUCAUGGGCGAGCCCUCGAACUCCCCCUUCUGCAAAAGCGUCGGCGAGAAUCUCGAGAGAGCUGAAGGUGUGGCCAUGAAGGUGAAUCGAAGGCCUCUGAAGGAGUUCCACGAAAAGGUGGAGGAAGCAUUUCGAGGCACCUUCGCACUCGGCGGGUCGCUGGAGAAGAGGCUAAAUGGAACCCAGUGGCUCCUCCUUUCGCCGCACUCCUCGAUGGGCAUUCUGACCCUUCAUUCCUGGCCACGGCUUUCGCAUCUUAGCUUCCUCCGGAGGCCUCAGCUGGCUUUCAAGCGCUUUCCUGCGACUCCGGAUCGCCCUGGGGGCACGAAGCUCUUCUUUCUGACCUACCCAGAGUGGGAUAUUUCUCACCGGCCCUCUUUGGUCCUCUACUCCCUGCAAUUUGGCCGGCCGUGGGCCCUUCUAGGC